Verruconis gallopava is the source of this 1220-nucleotide messenger RNA. RefSeq lists its product as uncharacterized. Lineage: Eukaryota; Fungi; Ascomycota; Dothideomycetes; Venturiales; Sympoventuriaceae. The transcript has a single exon. Gene Ontology annotation, molecular function: nickel cation binding. The record is from RefSeq and is a predicted model, not a curated record. The coding region runs from base 68 to 1039 and encodes 323 amino acids.
CUUGCACUCCGAUAGUGAUUGAGCUGUUGUAUGACCUCACAAUCAGGCCAGUUAUUUUGGGACUUCCAUGUCCAAUCCGUUCCUAGAUUCCACGUCAAAAUCUGGCUAUGGCGAGAUCACACUUGCAGCUCUGUUGCCGAACACGCCGCGCCUCAAGACAUGCUCUUAUCAAUAUCCGUUGAAACUAGUCGCCCCUGAGCCAUUGCACGCAGAAGAUGGGACGUUGGUGCAUACAGUCUAUUUACUAUCUUAUGGCGGAGGGUUAGUGGCCGGAGACGCAAUUAAUCUAAAAAUCAACCUAGACCCAAACGUCCGCUUGAUUGUACUCACGCAAGGCUCCACCAAAAUUUUCAAAUCACCGGAGCCCAAGAUCAUCACACGACAGCGACUGGACGUGAAUUUAAUGAGAGGAAGUUCUUUGUGCUAUCUCCCCGACCCCGUUCAGCCAUUUGCUCAGAGCGCCUUCGAGCAAACCCAGGUUUAUUAUAUGCCCGCAUUAAACCAGACAAACCUUUGUUUCUGCGACUGGGUAUGCCGUGGACGCGCUGCCAGAGGGGAGAACUGGAAUGUCUGGAGGUAUACGAGCAAGAAUGAGGUUUGGCUGAAGCCUGAAGAUGGGGAACGACAGCGCCUUCUCUUGCGUGACAACAUUCUUCUCGAGGAUGGCGCGGCCAAUGGAUCUUUCGCAGAUCGAUUAGAUCAAAUGGGCGCAUUUGGUAGCCUGAUUAUCUACGGGCCUAUCUUUGAGGCCCUCAGCGAGUUCUUUAUGCGGGAGUUCGAGGCGAUUCCUAGAAUCGGGGCUCGAAACUGGGAUGGCGAAAAGCAAGAUGAUGAGCUGAACGAGAGAAAGCAGAGGGAAUCUCGGGAAAAGAAAGAUGCGCUUUUGUGGACUGCUGCGCGGAUUCGAGGCUUUGUACUGGUCAAAUUUGGUGCGAGGGAAGUAGAAGGCGUGAAAAGGUGGCUGCACUCGAUGUUGAGGACAGAAGGCAGCGUAGAGAAAUUAUUUGGCGAGCGGGCAUUGCUUUGCUUGCGAUCUUGAUUGCAGGCAUGAACUACUCCAUGCGUGAUCCGAGCUGUAGAAAAAGAAGCAAGUUCCGUGUUAUAUGGUAAAACUGAUGGUUAGAAUAAUCUCUGUUUUGAUUGUCAUGAUGUAGAAGACUUUAUUGCUCUUACUCCUGCCCUUGUGCAUCGUUGGAUUCAUUCGUGUUGAAUGAAAAGGG